AAGCAGAUCGCCCGACAGCGCCACAACGGACAAGCCAUAGCAUUGUUCAUCACUGCUCUCGGCUGCCCACUCUCUUGCCCAUAAUGUCGAAGGCAUCGCAGCCAGAGUUGAAAAAGUUCAUGGACAAAAAAUUGUUCGUCCAUCUUCAAGGCGGGCGGAGAGUUAGCGGAACUUUACGCGGCUAUGACUUGUUCUUGAACUUGGUCCUGGAUGAUGCUCUGGAGGAGACGAGCCCCGCACAAAAGCACCCUCUCGGGACAGUGGUAAUCCGAGGGAAUAGCGUCACUUCGAUGGAAACGAUGGAAGCGGUGCGGUAGAGAAGCUUCCUGUCUGUAUCUUUGCAAGUUCUCUGGGGUUGAUGCCCGUGCGUCGUCGUGCUCUCUGUAAUACCAAGAUAUCUCGCCAAAAUGCUAUGUUCUUUUCCAUGUACCCCCGGCUUGCGAUGUCAGUAAAGGGUGGUGACCUUGGUGAGCCUCUGAUGUAACCCUGAAGACGCGUUGCCGGGCGAGAACACAAGAUACUGAACUCCGAUCGCACACUGCCCAACUGAUCAAGC
Gloeophyllum trabeum ATCC 11539 is the source of this 556-nucleotide messenger RNA. RefSeq names its product like-Sm ribonucleoprotein. Gene Ontology annotation, biological process: spliceosomal snRNP assembly; mRNA splicing, via spliceosome. The record is from RefSeq and is a predicted model, not a curated record. The coding region runs from base 84 to 317 and encodes 77 amino acids. The transcript has 3 exons. Lineage: Eukaryota; Fungi; Basidiomycota; Agaricomycetes; Gloeophyllales; Gloeophyllaceae. Gene Ontology annotation, cellular component: SMN-Sm protein complex; catalytic step 2 spliceosome; U2 snRNP. Gene Ontology annotation, molecular function: RNA binding.